Rattus rattus (black rat) is the source of this 5183-nucleotide messenger RNA. It is a transcript of the gene Clspn, whose product is annotated as claspin. The transcript has 25 exons. Gene Ontology annotation, biological process: activation of protein kinase activity; mitotic G2 DNA damage checkpoint signaling; mitotic DNA replication checkpoint signaling. NCBI's taxonomy places the organism in Eukaryota, Metazoa, Chordata, Mammalia, Rodentia, Muridae. The record is from RefSeq and is a predicted model, not a curated record. The coding region runs from base 99 to 3989 and encodes 1296 amino acids. Gene Ontology annotation, molecular function: anaphase-promoting complex binding.
CUUCGCUGCGGGGCUGGAGACGGCGGGAGCUGUCGCUGGCAAGUCGAGGUUACUGGGGACACGUUCUCCUGGAGCCGCGCGGUAGGGAGGCCGGAAUCAUGACCGGCGAGGUGGAUUCUGAGGUUAACCUGGAAGUCGGUGAUCUAAAAAUCCUUUCACAAGAAGAAGUAGACAGUGGACAGGGCAGCUUUGACGCACUCGAGCUCUUUAGUGAAAGAGAUUCUGACGAAGAGAUAUUUGUGAGUAAGAAGCCGAAGAGCAGGAAAGUGUUACAAGACAGCGAUUCUGAGGCUGAGGACAAUGCUCCGGAGAAACCCACCUAUGACAGUGCGGAGGAGAAUAAAGAGAACUUACACUCGGGGAAGAGUGAGAAGAUCAAAAGCGUCUCCACAGCUCUGGCUGACAGUGACGAGAGCAACAUGGAGGGAACUCCGUGUCAGGAGAGUCUUGAGACUCAAGAGACUCCUUCCUUGGAGCUGAGCCACCAGACAGCAAGCUCUGCGGACUUCACCACCGACAGAAAGCUCUCCAAAGCACUCCGCAGAGAAGGAACUGAAGGAAAAGCAAAAUCCAAGAGAAGACUGGAGAAAGAGGAGAGAACAAGGGAGAAAAUUAGGAGACUGAAAAAGAAGGAAACAAGAUGUGAGGAAAGUGAUGCAGACCGGCCACUUAACGACAGCGGCUGUCUUCUUGAAGAUAGUGAUCUUUUUGAGACAGGUUUGGAAGAAGAUGACUCUCCACUGGAAGAUGAGGAGUCAUUAGAGUCAAUCAGGGCGGCUGUCAAAAACAAGAUGAAGAAUCACAAGAAAAAGGAACCAUCCCUGGAGAGUGAGACCUUUUCAUUAGAAGAUGAAAGUGAGUUAUCCAAAGGCAGUGGGAGGAAGGAAAGAAAGGCAGCAAAGUUAAGUAAGGAAGCACUAAAAAAACUGCAUAGUGAGACUCAGCGUCUAGUCCGAGAAUCUGCACUUAAUCUUCCAUAUCAUAUGCCUGAGAGUAAAACUAUUCACGAUUUCUUCAAACGAAAGCCCCGGCCCAGUUGCCAGGGCAGCGCCAUGGCCCUGCUGAAGUCAUGUAAGUAUCAGUCGGGCCACCACAAGGAAGCCAUAAACCCGGCAGAUGCAACUGGAAUGAGUGCCGAUGACCCCAGCAAAGGUUCUGAGCAGAGAACAAGGGCAGAAAGUGCAAAGGAAACUACCAUUCUCCCUGAGGUCUCAGAAGAAGCCGGGAUCAUUGCUGGAUCAGAUGAGGCUUGCGGGAAGGAUCCGGUAAGAGGAGCAGAGCUGGAAAUUGAGGAGACUGAGAAGUACAGUGAUGGCAGACCUUCUCCUGGGGACAGAUCUGUGUCACAGCAAGAAUCCUCCAUCUCCAGGAGCAAAGACAGUGAGAACUGUCACACUGGAGAACUCACCCAGUUCGACCCUCCUGCCUUGGAGGGAGAAGAACUGAAAACAACAGAAGAAGCAGAGGCAAGAGAGGGAGCAGCCGAGCAGAAAACUGAGUCAGCUGUGGCGCCACCUGGAAAGGCCAGACGAUUCACCGUGGACCGACUUAGACAGCUAGGCGUGGAUGUUUCCAGUCAGCCUCGGCUGGGCGCUGAUGAAGAUUCCUUCGUGAUACUUGAUGAACCUGAAACCAACAGAGAACUGGAAGCCUUGAAGCAGCGCUUCUGGAGGCACGCUAACCCAGCAGCCAGUCCCAGGGCUCGUCAGACGCUGAAUGUGAACAUCAUCGUGAAGGACUUGGGCACUGACGGGAAGGAGGAGCUGAAGGCAGAAGUGGUGCCUGUCACUUUGGCAGCAGAGAAGCUGGAAGAAGCGAGUCACACAAAACCAGGUGAAAAACUGCAGAUGUUAAAAGCUAAGUUGCAGGAGGCAAUGAAACUCCGAAGGCAUGAGGAGCGGCAGAAGCGCCAAGCGUUGUUUAAAUUAGAUAAUGAAGAUGGAUUUGAAGAGGAGGAGGAAGAGGAAGAAAUGACAGAUGAGUCUGAGGAAGAUGGAGAAGAGGAGACUACAGAAUAUCUUCUUGGCAGCGAAGAUACAGAAACCAAAGAUGAAAAAGAAACAGAUAAAGAAAACACAGACGCCAGUAGUGACAUCGGCAAAUCUGUUGCCCUCUCUGUCCCCAAGCCCCUCUCCUCGGACUCCACCUUACUUCUGUUUAAGGACAGCUCUUCCAAGAUGGGUUACUUUCCUACUGAAGAAAAAUCAGAAACAGAUGAACACAUGGGCAAGCAGUCUGACAAACUGGAUGAAGAUGACUCGAGUUCACUGCUAACAAAAGAGAGCAGCCACAACAGCAGCUUUGAGCUCAUUGGCUCCACAAUUCCAUCCUAUCAGCCCUGCAACAGACACACAGGCCGAGGGACGAGUUUUCUCCCUACAGCAGGAUUCAGGUCGCCGUCCCCUGGUCUGUUCCGGGGCAGUCUGAUCAGCUCGGCUUCUAAGAGUUCAGGGAAACUGUCUGAGCCUUCACUUCCCAUAGAGGAUUCCCAGGAUCUGUACACCGCCUCCCCAGAGCCGAAGACACUUUUCCUAGGAGCAGGAGACUUCCAGUUCUGUUUGGAAGAUGACACUCAGAGCCAACUGUUGGAUGCAGAUGGGUUUUUAAACGUUAGAAAUCACCGGAAUCGGUAUCAGGCUUUGAAGCCGCAGUUGCCGCUGGCCAGUAUGGACGAGAAUGCCAUGGAUGCCAACAUGGAUGAAUUGCUCGACUUGUGUACCGGACAGUUCACAUCUCAGUCUGAGGAGAAAUGUCAGCCAAGGAAGAAUGACCAGAAAGAAAACAUGGAGGAACUUCUGAACCUCUGCUCUGGCAAAUUUCCUUCUCAAGAUGCUUCCCCGGUGGCCCCGCUGGAGCUGAGGAAGGAGGAGAAGGAGAGUGGCACAGAAGAUCCCAUGGAAGAGGCGCUUGCUCUUUGCUCGGGCUCCUUCCCGACAGACAGGGAGGAAGAGGGUGAAGAAGAGGAAUUUGGAGAGUUUCAUCUUGUUUCAAAGGAGAAUGAAUUUGCUAGCGAUGAGGGUGGACACAGUGAGUCCAGUGAUGAAGAGCUGGCCCUGGACCUGGAGGAUGAUGAAGAAGAGCUCCUGAAGCAGUCUGAGAAGAUGAAACGGCAAAUGAGACUGAAGAAAUACUUGGAGGAUGAGGCAGAGGUGUCAGGCAGUGACGUGGGAAGUGAAGACGAGUAUGACGGGGAAGACAUCGAUGAGUACGAAGAAGACGCCAUUGAUGAGGUGCUUCCAUCCGACGAGGAGCUGGAGAGUCAGAUCAAGAAAAUACACAUGAAAACCAUGUUGGAUGACGAUAAGCGGCGACUGCGGCUUUAUCAAGAGAGGUACCUUGCUGACGGGGAUCUGCACAGUGACGGGCCUGGACGAACAAGAAAAUUCCGAUGGAAACACAUAGAUGACACCUCCCAGAUGGAUCUGUUUCGCAGAGACUCUGAUGACGAUCAGGUUGAAGAACAGCUUGACGAGACCGAAGCCAAGUGGAGAAAGGAGCGAAUUGAACGAGAGCAGUGGCUUCGGGAACAGGCUCAGCAGGGGAAAAUUGCUGCUGAAGAAGAGGACGUUGGAGAAGACAGUCAGUUUAUGAUGCUAGCCAAGAAAGUCACAGCCAAGGCACUGCAGAAGAAUGCCAGUCGUGCCGUGGCUGUUCAGGAAUCGAAGUCUGUGCUCAGUAACCCUUUUGAAACCAUCAGAGCGGGAUGUGCUCACCAGCUGAAGACAGGCUCCCUGCUAAACCAGCCCAAAGCUGUGCUUCAAAAACUCGCUACCCUGUCUGACCUCAACCCCAGCGCUCCCCGAAACUCAAGAAACUUUGUCUUCCAUACACUUUCUCCCACCAAGGCAGAGACAGCAAAGAAUUCAUCUAAACCUCAGGUGAGAAGAAGGGGACCAUCGUCAAUGAUGUCACCGUCCCCUAAGCGGCUGAAGACAAAUGAUAGCAGUCCAGGACCAAAGCGAAGCAUCUUCAGAUACUUGGAAAGCUAACAGCAUCCGGGAUGCCAGUGUCUGUGGAAAGUACUCAAAGUAGGUCCAGCAUGGAGGGGUGGGACUGCUGUUUCUGCCGAUGACCUCUCCCUCCCUCAGCACCAACACAUUACGAGCAGAGCUUCCUGUUCUCCCCACCACACAGCUCUCCACAGCAUUUUCUUUCCUAGUUAUUUUCUAGUUUGGCCACCAGAGUUCCCAGCAUCGACUUACAGAAUAAUUGAAGUCUCACUUCUUCCGUUAAGCACUUGACAUUUUCUUCCUAGCAGUUUCCUGGGUUGACACCACUUUCAAGUAGAGGUGUUCGUUGGAGGAAGAAAGUGUGGCAUUAUAGAAAAUUACAGAAAGCACUGAAAGCCAGCACUGGGAUGAGGCCUCCACAGCCACGCAACCUGUAACCCAGUAACCAGGCCAAGAAGCACAGCCUGCUGUUGAAUCGUCCUGUCCUUCUGUGUCUUGUAAGCUUCUAGCCUUGAUCUCUGAUUAACCUUUAUCGCCUUUGAAAUGAGGACGUAAGCUGGUACCUGGUUGAGAAAGAGGCUGUCCCUCACUGUCUGCAGUGUGGGAGGAAGAUAAAGGUUAAACCCAGUGUCCAUCCGCACUGGAUAAUCAAUGGAGAGCAGACCGUCCCUGGGACUGGAGGAGUCUCAGCUGACAGCAUCUGUUGGAGAGCCUCCUCCCUUCUGCAGAAGCCCGACCACCAUUUAUUGCUGCUCUCGGGCCUGACCUCAGAGACCACUUUACUACUUCAUCACUAAUGUUGGGAGCAGACCAGUAGGAUUAGUAAAAACGUUGCAGAGAGCCGCCAUUAGUCGCUUUCUUCCACCAGCCACUGGGCUUUCAGAAACGUAGACCAACUCCCUCCCGUUGUUGCUUUGCAAAAGCGAUUGCAGGGGAGAGGUGGGCGAGUGUGGAAGCUGAGCGUGGGAGGCUGGGGGAGGCAGUGUCCAUCUUUUACUGAGAGACAGAACGCAGCCCAUUCAACUGACGAAACGAACAUGUAGGUUUUCUGUUGGGUGCUAGGGCUCUUUGGUUUUGAUUUUUUCUAAUCCUCAGGAUAAGGAUACUGACUUGGACCGAACACACAGUUGUACAUUUGUAAUCUUGUAAUGGGAGAGAUGUGUAUAAAGCUGUUUUAAUAUGUAUGUAGUUUUCAAUAAAUCUCACUGCCCCGAGGGCAGGGUUUGCUCUCCA